CAUACCACCCAAGAAUUUUUGUAGCUUGUGACGUUGUAUCCGGUACUUGUUCAUGUAGUUUUGCGUUCGACAAGCUCCAAAACCAGAAUAAUGGCCAUUAGGGUUCUAACGAGAACCACAGUUACACGCUUCACAAGCAUUUUAACCGCCAAGCAAAACCCAAAUUUCCCAAACCAAAAGUCCGAAUCUUUUUCCACAAACCCAGCAAAACCCAGAUUUACCCAGCAAUCCCAGUACCGGAAACAGAUUUCCCUCGCCACUCUGCUCCAAAGGUACGGCUUCCCAUCUUCUCUGCUCCACAAUUUCCUCUCAAAGCAUCAAUUUUUAUUGAAUUCCAACUUACAGGAAUUAGAGAAGUCUCUGGCUGUUCUUUUAUCCUUCAAAAUCCCCCAGAAAUCCCUUGUUUCUUUGAUUUGUGACUGCCCCGGGGUUUUGGAUUUUCAGUUUCUGAAGAAAUGGGAAAAGGGAUUUUCAAAUUUGGGGAUUUUGAGUGCUUCCCCAUUGAUGGUUAGGAGUGUUUUGGAACAAUCUAAGAGGUUUCAGAUUGACCCAGAUGGGUUUUUUAGGAGUGUGGAGGUUUUGAGGGGUUUAGGGUUUAUGGAUGGCACGGUUAUUAAGGUUUUAGAGGGGUUUCCAGGAGUGGUUUUGAUGAAUGGGAGGGAGAUUCAACGGAGAAUCGAAUUCUUGGAGGGAAUUGGAAUUUCGAGGGAUGAAAUUAAUUGGGUUCUAAAAUAUUUUCCUGGGGUCAUAGGAUUUGGGGUUGAAGAUAGGCUGAAGCCAUUGCUGUGUGAGUUUAAGGGUUUCGGUUUUAGCGAGGAUGUGAUUAGGACAGAGAUAAUGAAAGAGCCACGAAUUCUUGGCAUGGAAUUGGGCGAAUUUUCGCAGUGUGUGGAAUUCUUGAGGACUUUGAAGUGUAGGGUACCAAUCAAGGAGAAGAUUUUCAGUGAGGGAGAGUUUAGAGCUGGGUUUGAAGUGAAGUUGAGAGUUGACUGCUUGUGCAGAUAUGGGUUGAUUCGUAGAGAGGCUUUUGAGGUGUUGUGGAAGGAACCGAGGUCAAUUAUAUAUAAGGUGGGGGAAAUUGAGAGGAAGAUUGAGUUUUUAAUACAAAGGAUGAAAUUCAGUACCCGUUGUUUGGUUGAAGUUCCACAGUAUUUGGGUGUGAAUUUUGAGAAGCAGAUCAUUCCUCGGUACAAUGUGAUCGAGUAUUUGAGAUCUAAAGGCGGGCUUGGUUAUGAGGUGGGGUUAAGAGGUUUGAUCACGCCUAGCAGGCUUAGAUUCUAUAACCUGUACGUCAAGCCAUAUCCGGACUGUGAAAAAAUGUUUGGGAGAUUUUCAGGAGAUGUUAAAGUUCAAAGCCGACAUCCUGCUGGACUAUGGAAACUUUUCAAGCCACAAAAGUAUCCAGAAUCCAAAGAAGAUGUGACGAACACAAAGCUAUUUAUGAAAUCUCUGGGUUAGUGUUGCACCGUUUUUGAGCCAUUUGUCAUCCUCCAAGUUGAGGACUUUAUCAGGUAGACUUUUGUCUGUAAUCUGAAUUCAUGGAAAAAUGGUUGGUGGCAUGAAGUUAUUUUGGUGCAUGGUAGACAUAGUCAUGGUAUACACUUGGCUUUUGGCACUUUGCCUUUUAUGCUGCCUGCAGAAAGUUUUAAGAAAGCUUAAAGAUUUGCAUUGCUAACGGAGUUAGCCGUUUCCAUCCAUUGCACUCCAUUCUUUAUUGAAUUGAAGAAAAGUGGCAGUGAUUUUUGCAUAUGCCGGGAGUUGGAUGAAUGAACAAUUGCAAUAUCUUUGGCAGAAAGAUUAUACAAGGCGAUAUAGAAUGAAGAAGCUGGUUCAGACAACAAAUUGAAUGUUCAUUUGUACAAGCAACAGAUUGAUCACUUAUACAAGCUCAGUCAACAAUAUUGGAUUUGGCUACCGUGAUUGGCUUCCAGAGGUCCUUGAAUCUUGAGGGGAUAUCGAGAAGAUAACUUGUGCAACCACUUUGAUGUUCAGUGUAAAACACGUCUUGAAAACCUUGCUUUGGGCGAGGACUGCAAAUGGGGGGUUCAAAGGAAAUGAACAAAACAACAUCAAGGAUAAGCAGAUGUUCAGAGCUUGCUGAUGGAAUGGUUGAAUCGGCUAUUAUUUCCGCGGAUUCAUUUCUUCCGCAGAUGGAUGCUGAUCGUGUAUGGAAUCGUUUCAAGUCCGGUGGUUCGGAAUGUCUUCGGCUUUGGUCUUUUUUAUCAAUGCCUGUCAUUUUUACGGACCAUCUCUUGUAUUAUAUUUCUGCUUAGAAACUAUUACACAUUUUGCAUUUGUACUUACGGAAAAUGUAGGCUUGUUUGGAAGUACUUUUAAAAUUACAGAAAGCACAUUUAGCGAGAA
Pyrus x bretschneideri (Chinese white pear) is the source of this 2364-nucleotide messenger RNA. Its product is annotated as transcription termination factor MTERF15, mitochondrial. Bases 91 to 1458 code for a protein of 455 amino acids. The record is from RefSeq and is a predicted model, not a curated record. The transcript is spliced from 2 exons. Gene Ontology annotation, biological process: regulation of DNA-templated transcription. Lineage: Eukaryota; Viridiplantae; Streptophyta; Magnoliopsida; Rosales; Rosaceae. Gene Ontology annotation, molecular function: double-stranded DNA binding.